This is a messenger RNA of Saccharomyces mikatae IFO 1815, 582 nucleotides long. It is a transcript of the gene SEC72, whose product is annotated as Sec63 complex subunit SEC72. Gene Ontology annotation, molecular function: protein binding. The record is from RefSeq and is a predicted model, not a curated record. Bases 1 to 582 code for a protein of 193 amino acids. NCBI's taxonomy places the organism in Eukaryota, Fungi, Ascomycota, Saccharomycetes, Saccharomycetales, Saccharomycetaceae. The transcript has a single exon.
AUGGUUACCCUUGAGUACAAUCCAAACAACAAGCUGAUUACCCCAGGCGACGGGGUUAUCACACAAUCUACCGAAAUCAACAUUGACCAAAUAAAUGUCCUUACUACAUCCUUGAUAGGUGAAACUAAUCCAAAUUUUACUCCACAACCUAAUGAAGCCCUAAGUAAAAUGAUCAAAGGUUUAUUUGAAAGUGGUAUGAAAAAUUUACAACAAAAGAAACUGAAUGAGGCAUUAAAGAAUGUUUCCUUAGCGAUCGAAAUGGCACAAAGAAAAAGAGCACCUUGGGAAGCUUUUGCUAUUCAACUACCAGAAUUACAUUUCAUGCUCCGUAGCAAAAUAGAUCUAUGUUUAAUACUUGGGAAACAUUUAGAGGCAUUGCAAGACUUGGAUUUUUUACUCGGUACAGGGCUUAUCCAACCGGACGUAUUUGUUAGGAAGGCAGACUGUUUGUUAAAGCUGGGACAAUGGGAAGAGGCUAGAGCAACAUGCGAAAGAGGAUUGGCUUUGGCCCCUGAAGAUAUGAAACUAAGAGCUCUCUUAAUAGAAACUGCAAGGAAUUUAGCUGAGUAUAACGGUGAAUGA